GAGCCAAAGAGGUGUCACUACUGCAUCAAAGACUCUUCUCUAUUCAAAAACCAAAACAUGACCAACUUAUUACACAUCCUCCCCCUCCUCCUCCUCCUCCUACUAUUCUCCUCACUCUCCACCCUCUCCACCCUCGCCAUGGCCACCACACCACCCCAUCAAAACCCCUACAACCCCUUCUCCUUGGAGACCCCCUCACAGUUGGUGGACUUGGCCUACCACAUGGGCCCGGUCGUCGCGGCGUCUCCGACCAACCUCUACCUCAUCUGGUACGGCCGCUGGGACGCCCCCUCCCAGUCCAUCAUCCGCGACUUCCUCCUCUCGCUCUCCGACGCUGACGGCAAGAAUUCGUCUUCUCCGCCUCCCGCCGUCGCCUCCCCCUCGGUCGCCGACUGGUGGCGCUCCACCGCCUGCCUCUACACCGACCAGACCAGCGCCAACAUCACGUCCGGCUUCACUCUCGCGCAGGAGUACCGCGACGCCGCCUACUCCCACGGCACGUCGCUCUCCCGCCUCUCCGUCCAGUCCGUCAUCCGCUCUGCCGUCACCGGAUAUCCGGAACGGCUGCCUCUCGAUCCCUACAAUGGUCUCUACCUAGUAUUGACGUCGCCGGACGUCCGCGUCGAGGACUUUUGCAGAGAAGUGUGUGGCUUCCACUACUUCACAUUCUCCGCCAUCGUCGGGGUCACCGUGCCAUUCGCGUGGGUCGGACACAGCGGAGUGCAGUGCCCGGGGAUGUGCGCGUUCCCGUUUGCGCUACCGGAGUACAUCGGCGGCGGGGAGAGGAACGGAACGGCGGCCAGUAAUAACUUACGCGCGCUGCGGUGCUGCCCAACGAGACGUCGGAGUGGAGCGCGAUUUGAUCAGCCGUGA
Ananas comosus (pineapple) is the source of this 873-nucleotide messenger RNA. Its product is annotated as protein EXORDIUM-like 5. The record is from RefSeq and is a predicted model, not a curated record. Lineage: Eukaryota; Viridiplantae; Streptophyta; Magnoliopsida; Poales; Bromeliaceae. The transcript has 2 exons. Bases 58 to 873 code for a protein of 271 amino acids.